ACUGAGUGCUGCGCUAAUUACACACAUUUUACUUUAACUCUACGACACAGUACAAAGUAGCUUAAAAGUUAAACCCUCUUUCCGCUUUCUUCCUGUUACUUAGCAACGGCGAACACUCAGCGGGGGCUGGCCAAUACAUGUUAGCAAUGACGCUAGCAGGGUAGAUCAUGGAAACUGACGACGACCUGGACGAACUACUGGACGACAUUGAAAAAAGGUUUUGUCACGACGUUUGUGUAGUGUCUUCGUCUAGCGGUGAUUCGAACAAAGCCGGGAAAAGCGUGAAGGACAAGGAUGGGCAUAGUAAAAGCAGGACUACAACCACAAACGCUGACCUAACACUCAGCAGCGUAACUAAGGACAUUGACGCACUUUUAGAAGAAUUACUGGAGGAUGACUUUGCACAUUCCAUGGAACUAAAGACCAAACAGGUGGAAAGAAAGCCGUUGUCUCAAUCUGGAGGGAGAAAGUGCUGCCCUGUUUUCGUUGGUGGGAGCUUUGUCACUAAUGGUGUUGGAACAUCAGCUUCCAAGAGGUCAUGUGACCGCUUGAGGUGUACUUCCUGCGAUUUCCAGGUGCUGUCGUUUGAUGACUGUGAGUGGGACCCGUCCUCUGAUUACCUGUUCUUUAGGAACAACGUUCCCGACCGUCAGAAGCUCAGAGCCAAGCUGAAUAAGAGGAGAGGUUCACGGGCGUACGCCUGCCAGUGUGCCUGGUUUUCCUCCUCAGAGCCUACAGACCUCAGGGCCCAACAUCAGCUCAGAUGGGUCUGUGGAAAACACCAGGACUGAGUUUGAAUCUUCUUUGCUGCUAUUAAGAGACUGAAAAUGCCACAGCAGGAAUAAUAAUGAUUGAACAAU
This is a messenger RNA of Betta splendens (Siamese fighting fish), 860 nucleotides long. RefSeq names its product cilia and flagella associated protein 418 (gene cfap418). Gene Ontology annotation, cellular component: cytosol. Lineage: Eukaryota; Metazoa; Chordata; Actinopteri; Anabantiformes; Osphronemidae. The coding region runs from base 168 to 791 and encodes 207 amino acids. The record is from RefSeq and is a predicted model, not a curated record. The transcript is spliced from 6 exons.